Molecule: messenger RNA, 5805 nt
Organism: Eupeodes corollae
Lineage: Eukaryota; Metazoa; Arthropoda; Insecta; Diptera; Syrphidae
Gene: Efa6
Product: PH and SEC7 domain-containing protein
Exons: 16
Coding region: 668-5026 (1452 amino acids)
Biological process (GO): regulation of ARF protein signal transduction
Molecular function (GO): guanyl-nucleotide exchange factor activity; phospholipid binding; protein binding
Source: RefSeq, a predicted model, not a curated record
ACGAAAAAGAACCACAAAGAAAAAAAACCCGAAACGAAUACGAAUACCGCAGCGACUCGACUUCAACUUCAACGACAGCCAGCCAGCUAGCUAGCUAAAAGCUAAAGUGUAAAAGCAUUAAAGCAAAAGCAAAUGCAAAUCAUCAUCAGCAAAACUCGAUCGAUGUUUAAAAUUUGUUUUAAAAAAUAAGUUGUUUCAUAGAGUUUAGUUAAUUGAAAUUGAAGGAAACAAACAACAAAAAUAAAACAACCGAAAACGCGAAAGAAAUAAAAUAUAUUUCCAUUUCCACAGUAAUUAAACGAAAACCCCGUCUCUCGAACCAUUUCCGCCCCGCUUUGCUUCGCUUCACAAAACCUACUUCUCUACUUUAUACUUACUCGUUACUCCUCCCCAAGAAUCUCUAGUGAUUGUUUCAAAAAGAAAAAAUAAAAAAAAUCUUUCGUGGCUCCUCCGUGAGUCUGUCUUCGUUUCCAUCGUCCGUCAUCAUCAUCGUCAUUGUCGUCGUCGUCGUUCUUGUUCUCGUUGUCGAAGUGUUUUAAUUUUAAACAAGUUCAUAGUGGAAUUAAUAUAAAAAUUUAAAUUUAAUUAAAUUAAAUAAAAGCAAAGAAAAGAAAAGAAAACACACAUUAAUUAACGCCUCCUCCAGCCAUUGCCCAUCACCAUCAACAUGGCUGAAGAAUUAAUGGUGGUUUUGAAGCGCAGCGAAAACUCUGGAUUCGGUUUUUCACUUUUAGGCACCACAGGACCGCCACAUGUAAUCUAUGACAUCGUUGAGAAUUCGCCAGCUGCUGAAUGUGGAGCGGUUGAAGCAGGAGAUAUAAUUGUUAAAGUAAACGGAACAGAUGUUCAUCGAUACACAACAAAAGAGGUUUUAAAAUGUCUGCGAUUAUCCGACGAUCUCGUCACCCUAGAACUUAAAAGAGAUCCAAAAAUAAAAGCUCGCAUUAAAGAACAAUUAGCCAGCACAAAGAAUCUUCAUUAUAAUUCCGAUUCACCACGAGAAUCUCCGAAUAUUUUCGAUAUUAAAACAUCACGUAAAUCAGAUCCUUUAACAUCGUCAAUACGUCGACCAACUCAAUUAAGUCCGUCAUCGUCGACGACGAAAAUAAUUGUCGAAUCACCAUGUCGUCCUUCUCGCAUUCCAACUGCUUUAGCUUUAAAGUGUCCAGCACCGAAGAAUGUCCAACAUUCGCCACAACAUAAAAGGCCAAGGCCAUCGCAAAUUCCAAAAGCCAAUGCCAAUGGUGGUGGGAAUUUUCAACUCACCAAUAGUUUCUAUACUCAACAAUCAGAACCUGGCGGUACGAAUAAUACAAAAGAUUGUGAUCAACUUCAAAUAAGAGAGCCAACAUCUGCUCCGCCAACAACAAAGGCACGCUUUGAGGCGUACAUGAUGACCGGAGAUUUAAUCCUCAAUCUAUCACGAACACCCCAGAGUAGUAAUUUGAUUCCAGCUCACGCUAAAAAGGUGGAUAGCUUACGUGAUUCUCCGAAUCGUGCUGCAGCCCGCGCCAAUGGGGCCUUAGCACCACGAGCCUCUGGAGAAUCCACACCAUCAUCGUCUUCGGCCUCGCCAUCACAUUCAGAAAGCUCUGAUUCAGUGAAUUUAAUAAAAAAGAAAGAUAAGACUAACAAUCGAAAAGACCAUAGUAUUAACAACACAUAUAGUAGUAAUAACAGUAGUGAUAGACAAUUCCGCAAGGACUCUCUAACCAAUGACACAUUGUUGCUAUGCGAGGAGUUAGAUAGGGACGAAGAAGAAGACGAUAACAACGGCGACGAAGACGACGACAUCGAAGAGGAAGAAGAAGAAGCUGAAGAAAUAGAUCCUGACGAACAGGACAAACUGGACGAAGAAAGCCUCGACGAGUUCAAUUACGAGAUAAGCCCCGCUCCCUAUGCUAGCGAUAGCCAGCGAGGAGGAGGCGAUGUACAACAAACACAACAGUGCUUAGGCAGUGACUUUAAUGACGAUUUAAGUGCCGGUGUUACAUCGUCCUCCUCCUCAUUCAAACAAAAACUUUUACAGCAGCAACAGCAGAGGAACUCUGACCGAGUUCGCAUACAGCAAACAGCCGCAACUGCAACCAUCGAUUUGGUUGAUAGCUCCUCGGCCAGAGACUAUACUGGGCCAUCAUCACAAUAUCAUCAUCAGCAUCACCAUCACCACCACCAUCAUCAUCACGCGCAUCAUCGACAACACUACCAACAGCAGCAGCAGCAACAGCAUCAGCAACAACAACAGCAACAUCAUAACUCGUCAUCAUCCUCCUCGUCAACAACUGUGAAAAGCGAAGCGAACAGCUCACCGGACGAGACAAGUUUUUCGGUGCCUACGUCACCGAUAUCGCUCUCCACGCCGCUGUUGGACGUUAAAGAGACUGCCAACUCAGUGCCAACUAGUCCAGAACCGAGUGGCAUCAACGAAGCAGCCGUGAUCCGACGGCAACAUCAUCACAACGGUGUUGUGCGCAAGUGUGAUUCAGCUGGUUUCCGAACCAGCAAGUCAGAAGAUCACUUGCAACAAGUGCAGCGCGAAGGUAUUGCCGCUGUUAUACCGAUCGAUAUUGAUGAGGAUGUAAAUAGCUCUCUUAACACGCUGCUAGAUACUAGACAGGAUUCUGAAGAUUCUCAGCCAACCCAAAAAAAGAAGGCUGACCCGACACCCACUGUCCUCAGUCCUAGAGAUAUUAUUUUGAAGAGGAGGAAAAAAGCAUCAAAUCGUGAUCGUAUUGUUUGGACGUAUAACGCUCCUCUGCCAACAAACCAACAACAUCCUAACCACCAUUAUCCCCAGCACUAUGCCACAACGACAUCACCAAAUUCACAUUCUAGUUCAAUAAGCUCAUCACCUCAGCACACAGAUAGUCCGGCAUCACCGACAUCGGUUUCCAGUUCGGUAAUGUCGUCGUCGGGGUCAAAAGGCGCCAUUGGCGGUGCAGCGGGCAGUAGUAGUGGCAUGGCUGGCAAUAGUACGGGUCAGACAAAUCAAAAUCUUGGUUUCCUUCACUGUCCAGUGAAUGGAGAUCAAAGUGUUUCCGAAGCGAUAUCGAAUAUCUCUUCACCUGACUACCAGGACGAUGAUAACUUAUUGAGUUCACGCGAUCUAAUCGGUGGAAUGGUCCUGAGCGAUCCAAGUGAUUCAGAUUCCACGAUACUCGUUUCGGAAGCAGUACAAAGAAAGAGAGACCAACAAAAACUACAACAACAACAACAGCAGCAGCAGCAACAACAACAACAACAGCAGUUGCAGCAACAAAAUGAACAUAAACUAGUUAUACAAGUUCGUGGAUUGGAUAGUAAUUCCACAUCACCACGAUCGGCAUAUUCGGAGUUGAAAGACUCUGAAGAUGAACUGGCCACACUGACCGAAGAACCACCGACAGUUGUUACUGCUAAUAAUAGCAAUAGUAGCAAUGGUAAUGGAAAUGGCAAUGGUAAUGGCAAUGGUAAUGGUAAUCAACAAUACCAGCUGCAACAUCAAGAUUCGAAAGAAUCAUCGCCUCCUGUAUCGGACGAUGGCAGUGAUGUCGAAUCAUUGCACUCGUAUCAUUAUUCACCUAAAGCUGUUGAUAUGCCAUCGGCAAUUCGAUUGGCUAAAAGACUGUAUUCAUUGGAUGGCUUUAAGAAGAGCGACGUAUCUCGGCACUUAAGUAAAAAUAAUGACUUUAGCCGGGCAGUUGCAGACGAAUACUUGAAGUAUUUUACAUUCGAGAAAAAGACUUUAGACCAAGCUUUGAGAGAAUUCUUGCAGCAAUUUUCGCUUUCUGGUGAAACACAAGAAAGGGAAAGAGUUUUAGUUCAUUUUUCGAAAAGAUUUUUGGACUGUAAUGCUGGAACUUUCAACUCACAAGAUGCUGUUCAUACUUUAACAUGUGCAAUAAUGCUGCUUAACACAGAUCUUCAUGGAGCUAAUAUAAGUCGUAAAAUGACUUGUGCAGAAUUUGUUGAUAAUUUAGCUGAGUUAAAUGAUGGAGAAAAUUUCCCUAAAGAUGUAUUAAAGUACUUGUAUCAAGCUAUUAAAAGUCAACCACUUGAAUGGGCACUUGACGACGAAUCUCCUGACCAGCAAAAACAACGAAAUGACAAUAAUAUGGGAGCCGGUCAAAUUGGACAAAAUCCAUUCCUAGAUAUUCCAGAGCCAUCGGCUGCAAUCGAAUAUAAAAAAGGUUAUGUGAUGCGAAAAUGCUGUUAUGAAUCUAAUUACAAAAAAACACCCUUUGGAAAGCGUUCCUGGAAAAUGUUUUAUUGUACUCUGCGGGAUUUAGUAUUAUAUUUACACAAGGAUGAACACGGAUUCCGAAAAAGUCAAAUGUCCGAUAAUUUACAUAAUGCAAUCCGUAUUCAUCAUGCGCUAGCAACCAAAGCUACAGACUAUACAAAGAAACAACACGUUUUUCGGUUACAAACUGCCGAUCAAGCUGAAUAUCUCUUCCAAACGAGUGAUUCGAAGGAAUUACAAUCCUGGGUGGAGACAAUUAAUUAUGUUUGUGCCUCAUUUUCAGCACCACCUCUGGAGGGUGGUGUAGGCAGUCAAAAGCGUUUCCAACGACCUCUAUUACCGAGCACACAUACAAAGUUACUUAUGAAGGAACAAUUAACAUCGCACGAGCACCAAGUGAUUCAGUUGGAAAAUACAGUAGCCGAACAUAAGAAAGGUCCGAUACCAAGUAAAGGAUUACCAUUACAAAAUUACAAAGAAAAAGAAAACUAUUUGCAGUACGAGCUACGUCGCUACAAAACCUACGUGUCAAUCCUCAAUGCUAAACUUCUUGCCGACCAGCAAAUGGAGUUGCAAAACAAUUGCCUAAUAAAUCCCGACGAUCCUGAAGGUAUUUUCGGUGGGAACAAUGGUAAUCGCACCAUUAUCACUGGAAUCGGAAAUCCAGCACAGCCCUCAAAUAGCAUUAUUCUUCAAUCAUCUGGCCAACAACAACAGCAGCAGCCACAACAGCAACAACAAUCGCAACAAUCUGCACAACAACAACAAACAACUACUGCUAACAGGAAAAAGGAAAAGAAAUAAGAUUCUUUUUGCCAAUGGCCAUGGAUAUUGGAUAUUUACUACGACUUAUUUAUUUUGGGAUUUCAAAAAACACCAAAAAACAAAAAAAACUUCGAUGUUUGUUCGUUUCAAAUUUUUGUUUCAUUCGAGAAACAUAAAUGACGAUGCGCUCGCAAAAAUGCAAAACUUCAAAACUUCAAAAACGUCUUCGCAUCUCUUAGUUGUUCAAAAACUGACCUUGUAUAACACUCUUUGUUUGUAUUGUGUGCGUGUUGUGUGAGUGUUCUUUAACUGUAUGUGUGGAUGUGUUAUUACUUGGAUAUCUGUUCAAUUUUUCUCGUUUUCGUUUUUCAAAAUCAAUUAUUAAACCCUGCCCUGUCACGAAUUAUUACAUCGUUCUCGGAGGCUUUUACGAAUCCCGAAAAAUCCCGAUUACGAUUGAAUUGGCAUUCGUGAAAGGAGAGCUGAUUAUUAUUUGAGUUUAAUCGUAUUAAUUAUUAUUUUUAUUGUUGAUCAAUAUUCAUUGGAUUUAUCAUGCAAAAUUGUUUAUAAAUGUUUAAUUUUUUUUAUUUGUUUAAUCUCUCUUAAGAGCUAUUCUUAUGCUUUAAAAAACAUAAUAUUCGAAAUCAAGUCAAAUGCAUACCUAAAUUGCUCUUUGCUUCAUGUUUUCAAAUUUAUGAUAAUAUGCAGAAUUAGUAUUUAUAUUAUAGAUAUUAUUAAUAAAAUCCAUUAUAUACUUUCGUAUAUUAUGAAAAAUAAUAAAAUAUUAAAUGUAAUAUGUAUUCACAUAAGUAUAGUUA